CCAGUGUUUAAUUUUUGAGGGCUUGUCAAGAAGAUGGCGGCUUCCUGGGCGGCAUGAAAAGAUGUAGAGUUAGCAAAAUCUACGGUGAAAGGUGUACCCAGGGUUGAAUUCGUUUUCUGAGUCCUCCCUCGAGAUUUUUAUAGUAAAUUAACAAAUCGGAACGAAGAAGUAGACAUGGCUUCUUCAGGCACCAAGGCCUCUGGACCUGCGGUUCUGCAGCCGCGCUGGAAGAGAGUUCUGGGCUGGUCCGGCCCGGUUCCUCGCCCGAGACACGGACAUCGAGCUGUGGCCAUUAAAGAAUUGAUGGUGGUAUUCGGCGGAGGGAAUGAAGGGAUUGUGGAUGAGCUGCACGUCUAUAACACAGCCACCAAUCAGUGGUUUAUUCCUGCUGUCCGGGGUGACAUUCCUCCUGGAUGUGCCGCUUAUGGGUUCGUUUGCGAUGGCACCAGACUUCUGGUAUUCGGGGGUAUGGUCGAGUAUGGAAAGUACAGCAACGACCUUUAUGAACUACAGGCAAGUAGAUGGGAGUGGAAACGGUUAAAGCCCAAAGCUCCUAAAAAUGGACCGCCACCAUGUCCCCGUCUGGGUCACAGUUUUUCUCUUGUUGGAAACAAAUGUUAUCUGUUUGGUGGACUGGCUAAUGACAGUGAGGAUCCCAAAAACAAUAUUCCAAGAUACCUAAAUGACUUGUACACACUGGAGCUGCGCCCAGGGUCAAACAUAGCAGGCUGGGACAUCCCCAUUACAUACGGUGUCCUGCCGCCUCCGCGUGAGAGCCACACUGCCGUUGUCUACACAGAGAAAACGUCCAAGAAGUCUCGCCUCAUCAUCUACGGUGGUAUGAGUGGAUGCCGCCUUGGAGACCUCUGGACUUUAGACAUAGAUACUUUGACCUGGAACAAACCGACUAUAAGUGGUACAGCUCCUCUGCCCCGGAGUCUCCAUUCUGCCACCACUAUAACCAACAAGAUGUUUGUGUUUGGUGGAUGGGUUCCUCUUGUUAUGGAUGAUGUCAAAGUGGCAACACAUGAGAAGGAAUGGAAAUGCACUAACACAUUGGCAUGCUUAAAUCUAGACACAAUGUGUUGGGAAACUAUCUUGAUGGACACAUUAGAGGAUAAUAUCCCAAGAGCGAGAGCUGGACACUGUUCUGUAGCUAUUAACAACAGGCUAUACGUCUGGAGUGGCAGGGAUGGCUACCGAAAAGCCUGGAACAACCAAGUUUGCUGCAAGGAUCUGUGGUAUCUGGAGACAGAUCGCCCUCUGCCACCGUCACGAGUCCAGUUGGUCCGUGCCAACACAAACUCUCUUGAGGUGAGCUGGGGGGCAGUGCCCACUGCUGACACGUACCUGCUACAGCUGCAAAAAUAUGACAUCCCUGCUGCGACCGCUGCCACUUCUCCGACUGUCACCCCUUCUCUACCUGUCAACUCGCCCAAGAGUCCUGUGCCCGCAGCUGCUGCGCCUGCAGCUCAAAGCAUGCCCCUGUCUGGGGUCACGCUGGUGCCACAAAGUCCUUCACCCACCACCUCCAUUCCAGGCAGCCCGCUAGCAGCUUCACCUCGUGGACCAGCUAUUCUUAAAGUGGCAGCACCUCAUUCAACAACUGGGGCUUCACUGGUUACUGUGCGUCAGGCAACCCCAGGGGCCAAAUCCCCAGUCACAGUUACAUCACUUCCUGCUGGAGUUCGCAUGGUUGUCCCAGCACAGAGCACCCAGGGAACACCAAUUGGCAGCAGCCCUCAGAUGAGUGGCAUGGCUGCUUUGGCUGCAGCGGCAGCUGCCACGCAGAAGAUCCCGCCCUCUUCCGGAACCACUGUGCUAAAUGUUCCAGCAGGAGCCACCAUUAUGAAAACUGUUGCUGUGACUCCAGGAUCCACAACUUUGCCGGCUACUGUCAAAGUAGCUUCGCCUGUUAUGGUUACCAACCCUGCUACCAGGAUGCUAAAAACAGCAGCAGCCCAGGUUGGCACUUCAGCUAUCUCUACGCCCAACACCCCUACUCGGCCCAUCAUCACCGUACACAAAUCUGGCACAGUGACUGUGGCUCAGCAGGCCCAGGUUGUCACCACUAUGGUUGGAGGAGUCACCAAAACCAUAACCCUGGUUAAAAGCCCAAUCACUAUGGGUAGCGGUGGCACUUUGCUCUCCAGCCUUGGGAAGAUGAUGUCUGUGGUUCAGACCAAACCAGUACAAACCUCUUCUGUGACUGGGCAGGCUGGAAACAGUCCUGUCACUCUAAUACAGACAAAGACUCCUCUGCCCGCUGGUACCAUUCUGAAGCUGGUGACAUCUGCAGAUGGCAAGCCCACAACCAUCAUUACAACAUCCCAGGCAGGGGGAACCGGCACCAAGCCAACUAUCCUGGGCAUCAGCAGCGUCUCUCCGAACACAGCCAACAAACCAGGCACAACCUAUAUUAAAACCAUUCCCAUGUCUGCCCUUCAGCAAGGGGCAACAGGUGUGACCAGCAGUGGUGGCAUCAAGUCUCCCAUCACGAUUAUCACCACCAAGAUGGUCACUCCUGGCACGGGCACACCAGGCAAAAUCAUAACCGCUAUGCCUAAGCUGACGGGUACAGGACAACAGGGGGUCACGCAGGUGGUCUUGAAGGGGGCACCGGGGCAACCAGGCACCAUCCUGCGCACAGUUCCCAUGGGUGGAGUGCGGCUAGUUUCACCGGGCACUGUGUCAGCUGGGAAACCAACUGUUACGACACUUGUCGUCAAGGGCACCACGGGUAUGACAACUCUGGGUACAGUGACCAACACCGCAUCCUCCAGCGUGGUGGGUGCCAACGCCAGCCUUGCAACUCCUGCCACCACCCUUUCCACAAUUGCUACGCUGUCCAACCAAGUUCCUGCAGCUAUCACUGUACCUGCUGCACAGACCAGCCUCACCACCGCCACAAUACAAUCUGCUCCACAGCCUACUACAGUUACUUUGAUCACAACACCAAGUGGUGCUGAGGCCCAGCCCGCACCGGACCUUCCUGUUUCCAUCCUGGCAUCACCCACCUCCGACCAGCCCUCCAACACUGGUGAUGGUGCUGGCGAUGGUACUGCUACCGUGACUUUGGUCUGCUCUAACCCACCGUGUGAGACCCAUGAGACCGGAACGACCAACACUGCUACGACUGCUGCUGCCAAGAUUUGUUCCAACCCUCCGUGCGAAACGCACGUAACGGGCACUACCAACACAGCCACGACCGCCUCGGCCAACAUGGGUGCUGUACAGCAGGUGUGCACCAACCCACCUUCAGAGACCCAUGACACGGGCACUACCAACACGGCCACCACUGCCAGCUGCAAUAUGGGCUCUACAGAAAUGGGCACAGUUGACAGCAAACCAGGGGCUUCUACGUCAGGUGAGUCCACAGCUUCUGGUACGGACCCAGCUGAAUCCGCCGCAGAGAACAGUUCUGCAUCUGGCUCCGUGCGUCCUGAGAAUGCCCGCACGGGAACCACCAACACCUCCACCACUGCCCGUUCAAAUAUGGGUUCUGAUCAGACAGGAACAGUUCAGAGCUCCAGCAAGAGCCAAGCUGCAAUUUCUUCCACGGUUUUGCCUCUCUCUACCAGCCCUUCCUGUGAGACGCUUGAGACCAGCACCCCAGAUGCUUCAUCUGAUGUAGAAGGUAUUAAACAGGUCUGUUCAGAACCACCUUCUGAGACACAUGAAACGGGCACAACCAAUACUGCUACACAAUCAACCUCUACUAUGAGCAGUGGGGAGGCCAAUGUGGUGCAAAAGGUGUGCUCCAAUCCGCCCUGUGAGACCCACGAGACGGGCACUACCAACACGCCGACCCAAGCUUCAUCUCCAAGUGGUGCUGGACAAGAUGGCACUGUGCAAACGGUGUGCUCCAAUCCACCCUGUGAAACCCACGAGACUGGCACUACCAACACGCCCACCCAAUCCUCAUCUACUAUGAGCGCUGGACAAAAUGACACUGUGCAAAGGGUGUGCUCCAAUCCACCCUGUGAAACCCACGAGACUGGCACUACCAAUACGCCCACCCAAUCCUCAUCUACUAUGGGCGCGGGACAAAAUGGCACUGUGCAAAGGGUGUGCUCCAAUCCACCCUGUGAAACCCACGAGACUGGCACUACCAAUACGCCCACCCAAUCCUCAUCUACUAUGGGCGCUGGACAAAAUGGCACUGUGCAAAGGGUGUGCUCCAAUCCACCCUGUGAAACCCACGAGACGGGCACUACCAACACGCCGACUCAAUCCUCAUCUUCUAUCGGUGCCGAUGAGAAUGGCACCGUGCAAAGAGUGUGCUCCAAUCCGCCCUGUGAAACCCAUGAGACGGGGACUACAAAUACAGCCACUACGGCUACCAGCAGCUUAGAAACUGGAGAUGGAGCAGCUGAACAGGGUGGUGAGGGACAGGUUGACAGUGGAACCAGUUCAGAACCCACAUCCUCUACAGAACCAGUCAAUCCUGCAACACAAAGCAGGGCCAUCACCACAGUGACGCAGGCCACGCCCACUCCAGGACCAGCAGUACCGGAGAUCUCAUCCAUGGCCGGUUCAGCAGUUGUGGCUGAGGUUCCCGAGGUUCCAGGUGAGGCAGAGGCCAUGGAUCAGACAAGUGCUGAGGCUGUAGCAGCCGAACAGGAGCCAAUGCAGACAGAGUGCCAGGGAGAACUGGGUGAAGAAACAGCCAUCAGGGUGGUUGCCAUAGACGAAGGUGCAGCGGCUGAUGAGGGCACCGUGCUACAGGUUCAUGUCGCCAUGGAAGCGCAACCAGGUCAAGGAGACCAGGCUGAGCAGAUGGAUGCUGGUGUGGAGGGCACAGAAGCGAUGAGUCUCGCACCUCAGGACUCUGAAGCUCUCGCUUUACCCCAGGAGCUGAUGUCUGCAGAAGGUCAGCAAACCACCCUCAUGGUGACCGGACUGACCCCAGAGGAGCUGGCUGUGACUGCAGCUGCGGAGGCUGCGGCGCAGGCAGCCGCUUCAGAAGAAGCCCAGGCCCUCGCCAUCCAGGCUGUACUACAGGCAGCUCAACAGGCUGUGCUCAGUGGAGAUGCAGGACAUGACCAGCAGCCAACCACCAUCCCCAUCGUCCUGACGCAGCAGGAACUUGCAGCUCUCGUUCAGCAGCAGCAACAGUUGCAGGAGGCGCAGGCGGCAGCGGCCCAACAGUUGAGUGCCGAAGCGGCUGCGGCUGCACUGCCCACCGAAGGUUUAGCUCCGGCAGACAGCCUCAACGACCCGGCGUCUGAGAGCAACGGUCACGAGAUGGCAGCCGCUGUUACAGCAACUGUGGCUCGUCUUUUACCACGCGCUUCUGCUGAAACUCUGGCCCCGUCGAUUACUUUCGCACCAUCCCAGCCGUUGGUGGUCGCCAGCCCUGCCAAGAUGCAAGCAGCCACAGCUUUGACCGAGGUGGCCAAUGGAAUCGAGUCUGCAGCUGGGAAGCAAGAUGCCCCUCCGGUUGUGGUGAAGCCGCCGGUGAAGAAAGAGAAUCAGUGGUUUGACGUUGGAAUCGUCAAAGUGACAAACAUGGUUGUCACGCACUAUUAUGUGCCGGCAGACGAUUCUGCAGUUACUGAUGAUGAUUCUGGUACGGUGCCGGACUACAGCAAGAUGAAGAAGAUCGAAUUGUCUCCUGGCACAGCGUACAAGUUUCGUGUAGCAGGCGUCAAUGCGUGCGGCCGUGGAACGUUCUCCGAGGUCUCCGCGUUUAAGACCUGCUUACCCGGCUUCCCCGGAGCACCGUGUGCCAUCAAAAUCAGCAAGAGCCCUGAUGGUGCCCAUCUGACCUGGGAGCCUCCUUCAGUCACAUCAGGGAAGAUCAUCGAGUACUCGGUGUAUCUGGCCAUCCAGAGCUCACAGACAGUCGAGGCGAAAGUGUCUGCUCCGGCGCAGCUCGCCUUUAUGCGGGUGUACUGUGGACCUAACCCAUCGUGUCUGGUCCAGUCAUCUAGCCUCUCCAACGCCCACAUCGACUACACCACCAAACCCGCCAUCAUCUUCCGCAUUGCUGCACGUAAUGAGAAGGGUUAUGGCCCCGCCACGCAAGUCAGGUGGCUUCAAGAAACCAGUAAAGAUGGCUCGGCAGCCAAACCAGCAGCAAAGAGACCAGUCUCGUCACCUGAUAUGAAAGGCACUGGUCCAAAGAAAGCCAGAUCUGACCAGUGAGAGAGCUUUGACGUGGCCCCUGACCCCGCCCUCCUUUGAGCUGAACCGUGACUAAAUCUCCACUUCCUGCUGAAUGACCUUCUUGCUUCCGCGCUCUCCCCAUUCCAUCCUCCACAACAGGAAACGGGAGCCAAAAAUAGGAUGUAGUUCCGAUAAAAAAGGAUAUCCAUCCGAGGAAAAUCAGCUCCCAUCACUGGACAUUAUGGUGCCAUGGACGCCAACUGUAUUUAUUAAACGAAUCAUAAUUGUUCCUUCCUCAGAGUCAAAAGCACAUGCAUUUGCUUUUCCUGACAGUUUUGUGUAAAGAGAUUCUAAUGGCAGCGUUCAGUUUAGUAUCCACCCAUCAUAUGGUUUGAUUUUUACGCUUCUUUCAAUACAAGCAAUAGAUAACAAAAUUAACAUUUGCUCUUUUGUCGAUGUUUUCAUUAUUUGAACAAGUCUGUAUAUUUCAACGUUGUGCUGAAACGAUGCAAAGGAAACGGACGGAGCGCAGACGACAACCGACUUGUGGUUAAAAACGAUUAAAAUGAAAACGAACAGCACUUGGUGACGCUUGAGAGGGAAAAGACUCUGUAAUUAUUCAUUCAUUCAUUCACUGAGAGUUCAGUAGCUUCGUUUCACAUCACUGUGUGUUCAUACGUUUGCCGUGAGGAUCAGAAUCGAGGAGCGUAAUGCUGAAGAUACAAAGACUUCAACCCAUGUAGAUGAAAUCAUACUACUUUUGCAUUACGUCAACUAUAUCUUGUAUAAAGAGCGAAAAUCCCAAAAAUAGUAAAUGGUGAUACAGGAGUUCAUUGUGUGUGGUUUAUUUUUGUUGUUAUUUUUUAAGAAAAGGUCUCUUCUUGUGUAUGUGUGCUUCAGAGCGACGUUUUAAACCUCACACCUCUCCUGAACAUGUCACCGGGUCACAAAGGCCACGGUUUUCAUAUCCCAUAUUCAUUAGAUUUCAACUUUUUUGGGGGAAGUGUAUUGUAUAAUGUAUGUAUUUGUUUUGAAGAAUUUCCCACAACAAGCUUGAUGAAAGUCUCUCUCUUUCUUUUCCCCCCAUACAUUUUAUUCUUUGGCAUUUAUUGGAGCCUUCAUCAGGAAAAAGAUGCUUUUAUUUUAAUCCUUGUCAUCCUUUCACUAGUUUAUAGUUUGUGUAAAUUAAAUUUCUCAAUCUGAUCUUUCUUUUAUUUCUUGGUUUCAUGUGUUGGUAGACAUGAAUUUGAGUCUACUCCGAUCGACUGGGAUGUUUGGAGAUGUUGGCCUGUGUAAAUGCUGUAGUGAUGGAGUUUUAUGAAAGGUUUGACGAGUGUCGAAACAGUUUUUUUCUGUUUCUCCAAUGGUUGUUGACAAACGUUCAAGACGGAUUGAUGGCUUAGCGGAGCGUGAACUCGGUUGUAAAUUAGUUCUUUCACGUAGCAAGACGUAAUACAAAAAAACUCUUUGCCUUUUUUAUAUAAUUAUCUGUAACAAAAUGUUUUUACAUGUUGUCAUUUAUGAUUGCUUUUGUGUCUUGACAUAUAAAAGUAAUGGAAUUCUG
Molecule: messenger RNA, 7675 nt
Organism: Misgurnus anguillicaudatus (oriental weatherfish)
Lineage: Eukaryota; Metazoa; Chordata; Actinopteri; Cypriniformes; Cobitidae
Source: RefSeq, a predicted model, not a curated record